Dermatophagoides farinae (American house dust mite) is the source of this 901-nucleotide messenger RNA. Its product is annotated as dual specificity protein phosphatase 14. The record is from RefSeq and is a predicted model, not a curated record. Gene Ontology annotation, cellular component: cytoplasm. NCBI's taxonomy places the organism in Eukaryota, Metazoa, Arthropoda, Arachnida, Sarcoptiformes, Pyroglyphidae. Gene Ontology annotation, biological process: protein dephosphorylation.
GAUAAUGGGUGUUAAAUAUUCGAAAUUUGAACAUUUGAAAACAAUUGAUUCACCAUUGAAUCAGGCACAGCUGAUGAAAAUGACCAGAAGUGGCCUACAAAUCAAUCAGGAUGUAACCACGAAGCCGUUAAAUCGAAGGACGAUUGAAAAACUGAAACAAAAUCAGAAAACAGCACCAGAUGUAUUGAUUAUACUGAGUCCUCCGUUUUGUGAUGUUGAUCGUAUCACUGAUCAUCUUUACCUCACAGGAAUGGGUGGCCUAACCGAAGAGAAUCUUAGUACAUUGAAUAUAACGUGCAUCGUGAAUGCAACCUAUGAAAUGCCAUUGUUGCGAAUGAAAGGUAUCGAAUCUUAUCGUGUGCCAGUGGACGAUGAUGGCAGUGAAGAGAUUAUCCUUUAUUUCGAUGACAUUGCCAAUCUUAUCGACAUGACAUCCAGACAAAAUGGUCGUACCAUUGUGCACUGUAUGGCCGGUGCUAGUCGAUCAUCCACACUGGUCAUAGCAUAUCUAAUCAAAUUUCGUGAUUAUAAUCUGAGAACGGCAUUCUGUUAUGUCAAAUCAUUGCGAUCAUGUGCUCGGCCAAAUAUCGGUUUCUUCACACAAUUAAUCGCAUAUGAACGAUAUUAUCGGAAGGAUACUUCGGUCGAAAUCAUUGAAAUCGUGAGGAAAGGCAAAAAAGUUCAGGUACCCGAUUUCUACCCGACAAUGUUUCCUGAACUAUUCAAAGCCGAAGUGAAUCGUCAAUUGAAUAAAUCACACAUGAGUAAUAUCAAAUUACAGGAUAGUCAUGAUCGUAAUUACAUUAACCCGCGAAGAAAAUAUCAAGAUAUGCAACGUGAUAUACAAGCCAUGAUCGUCAAGAAUAAUAACAUGGAUUCACAACAAUAAAUCAUCGUCAUG